This is a messenger RNA of Vigna unguiculata (cowpea), 957 nucleotides long. RefSeq lists its product as uncharacterized. The record is from RefSeq and is a predicted model, not a curated record. Lineage: Eukaryota; Viridiplantae; Streptophyta; Magnoliopsida; Fabales; Fabaceae.
AAUUGUCAGCUAUUAAUGUCUUGACAAAUUUGUUCAGAAAGAGGAAGUGCAAUCUUCACCGCGACUUGAACGCCGGCGACGACUGAGAGAAAUUUUCAAACGGACAAAAAAUGUCGCUUGUCGAUUACGCUUCCUCUUCAGACGACGAUGUUCCAGAACCCAAUGAAGAAGAACGCAAGAAAGAGGAGGAACCCCAACCACCCCCUCCUCCUCCUCCUCGUUCUCAGACUAAAUCUGGAUCUUCGUCAAACCAGCAACUAGAAAAUAAACCUCACUCAUCUCUGACUUUAGUGGAGAAACUUCCUGAUGCUUCUCUUCUUUUGGAUGCACCCACUGUCUCAUCAGAUCUGAUGAGUGCUAGUGACCACUUCUCUCGAGUUGCUGCAGCUCAAGCUGAAAAUGCUUCCCGGAAGAGAGACUCAAAUGGAAUGGCCUCCUCCACUGUUCGUAGUAAAGUUCCCAAGGGAAACUUGCCUCAUUCAAGGAACGUUCCAGAAACUUCUGGUGGUAUGCUACUUCCACCACAGAUCAGUGGAAGGCAAAACAUUGUUACAGAAGACAUAAGCAAGCUCUUUGUUAAGAAACACCGCUGACAUUUACGUCGUAGAAGUUUGCAUAAUGAAAUCAGUGAUGGGUAAGAAAUGCACCCGAGUAUGUGGCACUCUACCUGGUUGAAAGUGCUUUCUUUUGUAGAAUGUGUACUCGUUUAACUUUUAAGCUUGUUUAUAUCAAUAGGUUGUACUUUUGUCUAGUUGAUCAUAGCCAAGUAAAAGAAAAUGGAGCGCAAAACCUGUUAUGGGUUAUUUGCUUCACGGCAAAUGAAUUGGGUUUUGUUAUAAUUUAGCAUUCUUGAGAGUACUAUGGAUGAUAUUUCCAUGCUUUGUUCAAGUUUUAUAAAUAUUCGCCGUCCUGCAAGGUAUUUUCAGAAGGUAAAAGCCCAUGCAUAAAGUAUGUGAA